Dendrobium catenatum is the source of this 2713-nucleotide messenger RNA. Its product is annotated as probable methyltransferase PMT7. Gene Ontology annotation, molecular function: methyltransferase activity. Lineage: Eukaryota; Viridiplantae; Streptophyta; Magnoliopsida; Asparagales; Orchidaceae. Gene Ontology annotation, cellular component: trans-Golgi network; endosome; cytoplasm. The coding region runs from base 633 to 2231 and encodes 532 amino acids. The transcript has 10 exons. The record is from RefSeq and is a predicted model, not a curated record.
AGAGAGAGAGGAAGUGGAAGUGAGCUGCUAGGAAGCUUCGUCAUGGACUGAGAUUGCGAGGGAGUAUUCUGUUAGACUAAUUUUCGGCGUUAAUUAAGGCUUUCUACUUUUACAAUGAUUUGAUGUCAGGAAUUGAAAAAGCUGUUGAUGACUCUUAAUCCUCGACGGACUAAAUUAUAUGAAUUUAUUACAAAGAACAUUAUGUUAUCGUGGAGAGACGACCUAGCUAUGACAAUUGCCUGGUUGGAUGAAAGCAUGAGAAAUAGUAAUAAUAAUAACAACAACAAGCACUGCUGUAGGUUAGAAGAGUGGGGAGCAGCUGGCAUUAAGGUGGGCGUUUAAAGUGUGAAUAGGAAGUUCUUGAACCACUUCUUCUAGGAGACUGUUAAUCAUAAAGGGCAAAAAAAAUCACAACUGAGAAUUGGGUUUCUAUCAAUAUGCCUUUUGUCCAACAAGGAGGGAACUUGCCUAAGGAGUACUUGCCCCUAAGAGGGGCAUUCGCUAGAAGAACACUUAUCCUAGCCAGAAGGAAACUCAUAUCGACGAAGGAAGUCAUUAUCUGAUUAAUAGGAGAUGCUCGCUUAUGCAUAUUCAAAUGCGGUGAUUUACAGUACACAAAUAGAGUUGCUCUUAUGUACAGGACAAAAUCAGUUACAAUACCAGAAAGUGGAGUGAAUAUAUGCCCUUUGAAAUUUAAUGAAUAUAUUCCUUGUCAUGAUGCAUCUUAUUUAACAAAGUUGCUCCCAAAACUAGAUACUUCUCGAGAAGAGCAGCUUGAGAGCCAUUGUCCUGAAUUAGAGGACCGCUUGUUUUGCCUGGUUCCACCACCUUUUGACUAUAAAAUACCAAUAAAAUGGCCACUUAGUAGAGAUUAUGUUUGGCGUAGUAAUGUGAAUCAUUCACAUCUCGCUGAAGUGAAAGGAGGACAAAAUUGGGUUCAUGAGAAAGAUAAGCUAUGGUGGUUCCCUGGUGGCGGUACACAUUUUAAGCAUGGAGCUGCUGAGUAUAUUGAGAGGCUUGGAAAUAUGACAACUAAUGAAACAGGUGAUUUACGUUCAGCUGGAGUUGUUCAGGUUUUGGAUAUUGGGUGUGGUGUUGCCAGUUUUUCGGCUUAUUUACAACCUUUAGACAUUCAAACAAUGUCCUUCGCUCCUAAAGAUGGCCAUGAAAAUCAGAUCCAAUUUGCUUUGGAGCGUGGAAUUGGUGCUAUGAUAUCUGUUUUGGCUACGAAACAGUUGCCCUUUCCUCGGCGAUCUUUUGAAAUGGUUCAUUGCUCACGAUGCCGUGUUGAUUGGCAUGCAAAUGAUGGCAUACUUCUUAAAGAAGUUGACCGUCUUUUGCGACCACAGGGAUAUUUCGUGUACUCUGCUCCACCUGUGUAUAGAAAGGAUAAAGACUAUCCAGUCAUAUGGCAAAAGUUGAUUAAUCUGACUACAGCUAUGUGUUGGAAGCUAAUUGCUCAGCAGGUCCAAACUGCCAUAUGGUUGAAAGAGGAUAAGGAUUCAUGUUUGUCAGAGAAUGCAAAAAAGAAUCUACUGACGAUAUGUGAACCACUGGAGAUUACAAUACCACAGUGGCAAAGCCCUUUAAGUAAUUGUAUAACUUCAAGCGAUCAAUAUGAUUUUCGGAAGCUACCUCCCAGAUCUGAUCGCCUUGGGGUUUAUUCAAAAAUUCUUGAAAAAUUAGGGGUUUCUCCAGAAAUGUACGAACUUAACACAAAAUUCUGGAAAGGGCAAGUCAGUCAGUAUUGGAAACUGAUUGGCAUCAACACGGUGGAUAUCAGGAAUGUUAUGGAUAUGAAUGCUUGUUAUGGUGGAUUUUCUGUGGCACUGAGUAACCUACCUAUUUGGGUGAUGAAUAUUGUACCAGCAACCAUGAGUAAUACGCUUUCUGCUAUAUAUGACCGUGGAUUAAUUGGUGCUUUUCAUGAUUGGUGUAACCCUUUCUCUACCUACCCCCGCACAUAUGAUCUGUUGCAUGCAUAUCAUCUUUUGUCUCACUAUCAAUCUGGUGAGAGAAGUUGCUCAAUAGAAGAUAUUCUUCUGGAGAUGGAUCGUAUCAUCCGUCCUCAGGGCUAUAUCAUUAUUCGAGACGAAGAUUCACUUGUGUUGAGAAUAAAAGGCAUUGCUCCUAAGUUCCUGUGGGAUGUCAGCUUGCAUAUGCUAGAAAAUGAGGAUAAGAAAAUGGAACUGGUCUUAAUAUGCAGGAAAAAGUUCUGGACUAUUGUUUGAGGCAUUUAUUGAAACUGGAGAUUUUUGAUCAUUUUAAUGCUCUUUCUAGCAUUGAACCUAUAUAAUUUGAUAGAUGGGCAGAAGUUUUCAAUCAUCAACCUCAUCCAUAUGAUGGGCUAAAAACUGAGGUUGCUUGUUCUACUAUAUAUUUUCCCAGAUUUGAGCAACAUUUCUUCAAGUUUACUGGAAGAUCUUAUUUCUAUGUUUGCUUUCAUGAGUUUCGAUCCUUUGCCGUUAUAGUUACAAAUGCACUUGUGCAUCACGCCAAACUCAGCCGCAUAUUUCAGUUUUGAUCGUUAGAUUGAAUUCGGCCUUUUAUUUCAGAACUAAAAUGUGUGAUUGGAUUAAUAAAACCUACAUUGGUGCGGUUCUCACUAUAUCUAUGAAAAAAUCCAUACCACAAUUUCUUCAUUCCUGCAACUGAUAUCAAGGAUUUUAUAUCCCCAGUUUAAUGGCCAAUUGAAAUAUUUCUACUGUGUUAA